AUGUUUGCUAGAUUAGUACCUAGAUUGCAACCACAAUUGUUGUCUAAACGAGUAUUGACAGCAAGAUAUCCAAUGUUGACUACAACACCAAUUUAUCAUCAAACCCCGAUGCAAAUUAUCAAAAGAAAUUAUGUUAUUGUUCAUAGAGAAAGAAAAAAAGAACCAGUAAUAAGGUAUCUUUUCUAUAUGCUUGUUGCAUCAUGGGUGGCAAUCUACUUUGUUGCUAAUCGUGUUGAUAAGAAAAAGCCACCGCAACAAAGUUUCACUGAACGUGAAUUUCAACUGUAUGAAGAGGAAACAGGAUUGAAGAGAAGAAAUAAAUUAAUUAGUCAUACCAUGAAUUCAAAAUAUAAAUUUUACGUUAUUCCAUAUGUUCAUGAUGAAGAAGAAUUGAAAAAAGUGGCUAAUUUGUUACAACACAAGGAUGAAAACGCAACGGUGAAGAUCAUUGAUCCCGCACAAUUGAUUGAGGAACAAAAGAAAGAUGAAGGUAUGAAGUAUCAUUACUUGCUUGAAGAUUUAGAUGAACAAGGUAGACCAUAUCCUCCAGGAUUGAUCACUGCAGUUAUAAAGCAGGAGAUUUAUAAGAUUUUGAAUACUAGAGAAGGAACAUUUGAUACCAAUUUUAUAAUUAAAAAUUACCCUCAAACUACCAAUGAAGCAAUCAAAUUUGAAAAUGACAUUUCUGAUAUUCAAAAGUGUUUGAUUUUGCAUUAUGACAUGUUGAAUGAGUUGCCAAAAAACAAAACCGAUGAAGAACAACGUGCCAUCAAGAAUGUUGAUGGGUAUUUUGACUCGGUGGGUAAAUCGAAAACAUUGGUAGAAAAAUUCGAUCCAAUGGAUAAGGAAUUCGAAGAGAUUAUGUUAGAAGACAUUUAA
Messenger RNA from Candida albicans SC5314, 879 nucleotides. RefSeq lists its product as uncharacterized. Bases 1 to 879 code for a protein of 292 amino acids. NCBI's taxonomy places the organism in Eukaryota, Fungi, Ascomycota, Pichiomycetes, Serinales, Debaryomycetaceae. The transcript has a single exon. The record is from RefSeq and is a predicted model, not a curated record.